UGGCUGUGGAUUGAUGAACGUGAGCGACCGUUAGUCGCAGCAGACACGGGUGAUGAACAACAACAAGUUGGGGAGCUGUGACUCUCUGUGCACGCGCGCUGCUCCCACACGGAUCACGGAUCACGGAUUACUAGUGGAAGGAAAGAAAGAAACGGGCAAUUGGAUUUUAAUGCGGAACUGCAUGUGACAAGAAUAAGUGCGAUCUAUGUGCUCGAUGUGUGCUCCAGAUUGAUGCCGAUCAAUACAAACAUGCAUAAUUAAUUAAUGGCGACGAUGCUUAUUAUUCAUAUAUUGCAUAAAAUUAUAAAAGUAAAUUCAAUCUAAAGUGACCAGAAAAGAGUCGGGUGUGAAAAGUGUGUGAUAAUUAUUGAACGAAAGUCAAAGAUCUAUUGCCAAAAUGUGCUAAUCAGAUUUUCAGCUGUGGUUCAACAACUCACCUGUGUGUAUUGCCAGCUAGUAGGCCAGUAGCUCAUCCAAAACCGACUCUAAAACGAAGCGAGGCGCCAACCCAAUCGAAACCCAAUCUGGCGAUCCAAUUGGCGUCGCGCCGGCAACAAACGCCGAUAAUUUGUGCAAAUUUCAUGCCCUAAUUGAAACUAACAAUACGGCCAAGUGUAAUUAUUAAACGGUUAACCCAAGCAGCCUAACACUCGAUUAUAAUUAAAUAAAAUAUAUACGUACAAGUCGAACGAGUGCACAGGGAAAGUACUCAAAGUGGAUUUGGAGUCAAGUGAGAUCAGCAGAGAUAGCUUAAAGCAGAUACAAUUGUGGAGUUCUUUAAUCUGGAAAUGGAUCCAGAGUCGCAGUGCCCGCAGUACGGCGAAGUGAAUCAGCUGGGCGGCGUCUUUGUGAACGGCCGGCCGCUGCCGAAUGCGACGCGAAUGCGCAUCGUGGAGCUGGCCCGGCUGGGCAUCCGACCCUGCGACAUCUCGCGCCAGCUGCGCGUGAGUCACGGCUGCGUUUCGAAGAUACUGGCGCGCUACCACGAGACCGGCUCCAUAUUGCCGGGUGCCAUUGGCGGCUCCAAGCCGCGCGUCACCACGCCCAAGGUGGUCAACUACAUACGCGAGCUGAAGCAGCGGGAUCCGGGCAUCUUUGCCUGGGAGAUUCGCGAUCGCCUGCUUAGCGAGGGCAUCUGCGACAAGACGAACGUGCCCAGCGUCAGCUCCAUCUCGCGCAUACUGCGCAACAAGCUGGGCAGCAUAGGUCAUCACCAUGGAGCUGGCAGUGCUGGCGCCGGCAGCGCAGCCAUCGGCAUGGGCAGCAACGGCGGCAGCGGAGGCAGCGCAAGCAGCGCUAAUGUGGCCAACGUCAAUGCCGUGCAGCACACACACUCCGCGCACCAACAUCACUAUCAUCACCAGCACACGGCAGCCGCGGUGGCGGCCAGCGCUCAUCAUGCGCACGCCCACGCCCAUCUCUACAAUUCCAUCUACCAGCCGUAUAGUGCGGCAGCGGCGUACAGCAUGAAGGCCGUCUCCUGUGGCAGCCCCUCGCCGCCGCAGGCGGGGCAGACGCAUCAGCUGCGCAGCGUGGCCGCCGCCCACUGGCCCUCGUCGCACUCGGUGACCGACAUUCUGGCGCACCACCAGGCCGUUGCCCUGCGCGCCAGCUGCCAGGGCAACACGGUGUCCCCGUUGCCCAUGACGCCAUCGCCGGUGGGCGCCGCCAACGGGGGACAGCCGCUGCUGGACUGCGAGGGCGGGGCGGCACAGCAGCCGCCCUACAACUACUACAUGUACUUUCAAAAUGGCGGCAUGCACCACCACCACCACCACGGCGGCAUGAUGACGGCCGGGGCAACCGGCUUAUGAGGCAACGGCCCAUCCUAGUUCCUCCUGGUUCGGUUAUUGUCAGUUGGACUGCUUUCGAAUCGCGUCCAGCUGUGAGUGAGUGCAGGCAGCUCGAAUUGUUAGUCAGGCAUGAGUGAAGGGUUUAACUACGGUAUACAUAUACAUAUAUAUAUAUAUAUAUACAUAACAUAUAUGAUUAAAAUACGCAAUUAGCUUAAGGCUCUAGACUAGGGAUCGCACUUGAAUAUCAAACUAACACUUAA
Drosophila arizonae is the source of this 2056-nucleotide messenger RNA. It is a transcript of the gene Poxm, whose product is annotated as paired box pox-meso. Gene Ontology annotation, molecular function: DNA-binding transcription factor activity, RNA polymerase II-specific; RNA polymerase II cis-regulatory region sequence-specific DNA binding. The record is from RefSeq and is a predicted model, not a curated record. NCBI's taxonomy places the organism in Eukaryota, Metazoa, Arthropoda, Insecta, Diptera, Drosophilidae. Gene Ontology annotation, biological process: regulation of transcription by RNA polymerase II; anatomical structure development.